AUGAGGCGGAGGAGUGGUCUGUCCACUGGUACUAGUUCUUACCGCGCCGCGGCGGUUUUCUUGACGACGUACUUGAAUUUUCACCGAGAAGAUGAACACCAACACACCACGAACUACACGUCCGUCCCGUCUGAAACCUCCACGAAAGCAAACAGCUUUGUGGCUGCCCUCUCGUUCUCAGCGGAGAAGAUGAAAACCAAAACCACGGCUCGCUCUAAAAAGCGGAAUAAAGC
Amoebophrya sp. A120 is the source of this 233-nucleotide messenger RNA. The record is from the annotation of a GenBank genome assembly. Lineage: Eukaryota; Dinophyceae; Syndiniales; Amoebophryaceae.